CAAGCGCCUUUUUAGUUUUCACCAAACAAUGCUGAAACACCCCGGUGCUAAAAGUACCAUGAGCAAUUGGACACACCAAGGGGUAAUCGUCCGAGGUGAGCCGAGUGCGAUGGCGCGAAAAUGAAAGUAGAACGGAAAGAAAAACAUGUAACUGUUCAUGAUGCCGUCUAGUUCUGUAUCAGACUCAGAGGAAAGAAAUGCUUCGAAAUUCAAAAGACGGAAAUCUGACUUAAUUUCAUCUGAUGAACCAUUGUAUGCAUUUAAGGAAAAUACAUCCAGGUGGCAACAAGCAGAUUUAGAGGCAUUGGGCAUAAUUUAUGAUCAAAAUGACAUUCCUCUUUAUAAAUUGAUUGACCGUGUAAAACAAGUGGCUUGGAGAGGACAUGUGUACAAAUCAACAUUGUCACCAGAACACUUAUCUGUUUUUGCAAAUUUAAUGAAAGAGUUUCUUACUUUGUGUCUACCAUUUGAGAAUGGUCCAAGACCAGUAACCUUUGUAGAAGCUGUAUCACUCAUAGCAGAAAUAGAAGAAACGAGAGAAAAGUUUUACAAUCACACGCUACAAGCCAAAGCAUUGUUGGAUUCACUAACAAAGGAAACAAAAAGAGAAUAUCUCUUAUGGCAAGCCAGGACAUAUGAUUUCCUCAAGUAUUUAGGAAUAUUUCAAGAAAGUAGAUCAUCUUGUCCAUUGAGGAAAAGCCAGUACACCAAUUUGUUCAUGAAAUUUACAGAAAUAUUUUCUCUUCAACCUGAGCUUGGUGGUAAUCGUGAAGCAAGCAUUGCCAUUGGCCAGCAAAAGACUGUGUCUUCUCCUGAUGUGCGAUUUGUUAGCUACCCCAGGUUUGCACCUGCAACAGUUCUAAUAGCACACUCAGAGGUCAGCUAUUUUUCCCACAAGAAGGAAAAGACAGAAUCAGCAGCAGAUUUUGAUAUUCAUGAGUUAUCCCCCAGUAUCUUAGGACAGCAUGGAGGGGAACUCCUGGCUGAGAGACACAGCUCCUUCUUCACACCUGGUGUCCUUGGAAUGAUUUGUUUAAAGUCAACGAUAAUCUUCACUUUUUUGGAAAUCAGUGAGGACCACUACAGAUGUGUAAAGAAGGGACUUGAUUGUAGGGAAAAGGUAGCAUCCAUAUGUUACACAAAACCUUAUGAUUACUGGGACCCAAAAGACAGAGACGAAAUUUACAGUACUCUGUUUUGGCUUGGCCAUCUGCAGUCAUCAGAAAAAUAGCAGGGUGAUAGAUUUGUCAAGUGCCUCUGCGAAGUCUUUCAAAAAAAUUUGCAGUAAGAAGACCAUUGGUUUAUAUAGACUAUUGUGAUGUAUGUGUAUAUAUGUGCAACAGAUAAAGGUAAUGCAGUGAAGUUUUCUACAGAAACAAUGGCCCAUAUUGGUGUAACUUCAUGCUACACUGUAGAACUUCAGCAGUUAAACCAUGGUGUAUAAAUAUUGUUCUGUUGUUGGCUAUUGUCAAUAUGAAUAUGAUUUGUUCAGAAACUGUGCAAUAUGUUGAGGGAGUAUUGGUGUGGUUUGUGUUACCGGUAUAUAAUACUUUUGUCUUAACGAGGACAGUUCUAAGGUGUUGAAUGCUUAUAUAAAACAUGUAUGUUGGAUGCACACUGUUCAUAUCAUCCUGUAUCAUAUAGUAAAUGUAAAAGCCUAGUUAGUGCCAGUCUGCUAGACAUGCUUUUUCACAGGAUUAUAUAAGGUUUCUGCUUGCAUUAUUAAGUUCCACUCAUUUAACUUUAUAUUCUGUCUAAAUACUGUUUUAUGUUAAUUUAAUUGUAGUAAUAAACAAUUGGAAAUGAUUUUU
This is a messenger RNA of Saccostrea echinata, 1811 nucleotides long. RefSeq lists its product as uncharacterized. The transcript has 5 exons. NCBI's taxonomy places the organism in Eukaryota, Metazoa, Mollusca, Bivalvia, Ostreida, Ostreidae. The coding region runs from base 158 to 1231 and encodes 357 amino acids. The record is from RefSeq and is a predicted model, not a curated record.